Molecule: messenger RNA, 4028 nt
Organism: Saccostrea echinata
Lineage: Eukaryota; Metazoa; Mollusca; Bivalvia; Ostreida; Ostreidae
Exons: 19
Coding region: 315-3473 (1052 amino acids)
Molecular function (GO): protein binding
Source: RefSeq, a predicted model, not a curated record
UCACAUUCAGAUAAUAUUUAUAAUGUCGUUUACACAUUUUUGGAAGCCUGUUAAAGUAUCAUUUUACAAACUUCGUGUCAGUGAUGUCAUUCAUGGCGUACUGGAAAUUUGUUUGGUUUCAAACCGCAUGAGACUGUGCAUUUGGUGAACAACACAGAUCUGUUUAUUAUUCAGUUUUUUAUCCACCUUGUAGAAGGAAAUACGCAUUUUAUCGAAGGACAUGAAGAAGAGGAUUCAUAUUUGUAAUGCUGUAUAAGGUCAUGGUUGCUGCAGGGAACACCCGAGAAAUUUCGGAAAGUGUUUCUUGAGAAGACAUGAUGAAAGAAGCAAAGGUCCCAUCUCUUUUUUUCAUUGUGGCAUUUUUAAUACUAGUCGAGGGAAUAUUAUUCAACGAAAAGAAACUUGGAGAAAUAACUCCUAUAAAUCCACUGGCAUUAGUGAACGAGAUUUUGGAGUUAAACUGUACAGUGUUUGAGGAUUCUGGAUUGAACAAUUCUAUGAUAUUCUGGGAAGACUACAAUGAAACAAGAGUGACAGAAGAGACAGUGAUUCCUUUUGGGGAGCGUACUUUGUUAUUUAAGAAAAACAUCACUGGUGUCGAAGAAGAAGGGAUGUAUGCCUGCAAAAGUAUUGAUGGUCGUGAUAUUUCUUAUUCAUCAUUGGUUAUUGAAUAUGAAGCGGUGCGUGAUGUAACAAACUUCAACUGUAUUCUAUUUAAAAGUCGAGAUGAGUUUAUAUGUACCUGGAAACUUGGCCUGUAUCAUCAUCCUGCCUACCUCAAAAUUAACGCAAGUGUGUCCAUGGACAACAAGAGACUGAUACCGUGCCCUCAAAAUGACAAAGAAAAAUGCACAUGGACCUCAGACGACGGUGCAAUAAACUCUGUCUUAAAGAUUGUUAUUCUCCAAAUAACAAACCGAAGAUAUGGCGUCAGUAAAACAAUUCGCAGAGAAUAUACUACGCGGGAUAUAACAAAAUAUGACCCCCCAAAAUCAAUACAAGUUAUGAACCAAAACUCCACAGAUUGCACAUGUGCUAAUGUUCAGUGGGAAGGCAUAUCUGGCGGUGUAGAUACCUCCUCUCGAGUUACUAUGUAUUCCAAAUGGGAGACUAGUGAUAUUUCUGUGGAGACGGACGGGAACACUAGUCUUACUGUAUGUGACUUGGUACCAGCUUCUACGUAUGUAGUUCAGGUUCAAGUGAAGCCGAAAGGAGGGCAAUACUACAGCGACAUGAACAAAACUUCACUUAUCACGUGUUCAACAGCUCCGUCAAUGGCGCCAUCUGUAAACAGAAGUGGGUAUUCAUCCGCUAAGUGUUACGAUUUGACAACUCAUCGAAAAGUCACAGUUUAUUGGAAGAAAAUUCCAAAACGAUUUCAAAAUGGUCAUUUCAUAAACUAUACCAUUUCAUAUGGAGAUAAUGUUCAUGUGAUCCCAGACAAUUCAUAUGGAGAAAUACAGAUUCCAUGUAAAAGCAACAGUAUUGUAACCGUUAAGGGAUGUAAUCAAGAAGGUUGUUCACCAGAGUCAAAUAUUACGAUACCACAGUUUGGAGAGGUUAUUUUGCCUACGAGCGUGAUCGUGGAACAUGUUGAUGCAUCCAAAGUAGAGCUUUCUUGGUUCCAUACAGAGAGACAGACAGCAGUUGAUAUAAUAUGGUGCAAGGGACGAUCUGGAACACUACAAUGUCUGGAUGAAAUAGAUCUAUUGAGAAUAAAUGGAAGCGGAACACAAACUUCUCUGUCAGCUAGUGAUGUCAAUAGCAAAAUUGACGAUGUCUAUUUUGGAGUGGCUUUAAUAAAUGACAAACAGUUAAGUGGUGGUAUAAAAUGGCAGGAAACAUGUAGAUACCAAAGGAAUAAAGAACCGAUGAAGAUAAUGGGUGUCAAGGUUCUCCCAGAUGCUCCAGAAAACAGCUUGAUUAUAUCCUGGUCCCCUGUAAUCUGUGAUACAUCAAAUAUAAACAACGUUUACGUUCACUCGUAUGAAAUAAUUUUCUGUCGACUGGAUGCGGAGAAUCAAUGCAUUGGUGACGAAAGUUCUGUAGAACUUCCAGCAACUGACAACACACAAUACACUCUUCGAAAUCUCCACUCCAAUGUUAACUAUGGUGUAUGGGUAAGGGCCAGGUCGUUGAGAAAGAAUGGACCCAGGAGUGACAUGGUGACAGGAAUCCCUAUUAAUAAUGAUUUACCUACCAGUGCUGUAGCAGGCUUAAUUGUCGCAGGAAUUUUUGUUUUUGUUUUGGUUAUGGCUGGAGGAGUUUGCAUUUUAAGAAAUUUAAGAAAAAAACUGGGUUUCGACGAUACCUUCCCAAUUCACAUGCCUAAUGUAGAACUUAAGACUGGGGAAACAAACCUCAACGCGCCAGCCAAUGGUUUGAAGUCUCCAUUCACUAUGUCUAGCGAAUCAAAAGAAGGGUGUGGAUUUUCACAAUCAGCAGAGAGAGCGAGUGUCCUUUGUAGCUCUAAUGAUACGUUAAUCAAAAUUCUUAAUGGAAAUCCAAAAAAUAAAUCCCUUCAUACGAAUGACACUCCUUUAGGUCUGACUGAUGUCCCCAGUGAGAUAGGCAGAUCUAAAGGAGGUGAUAACGAAAGGACGCUUCCUACGGUAGCCAAUAGUAAACCCACAUCGCCGAUAAUAAACCCCAAGGAAAAACAAAUCCAAAAGGAAGAAGAGUCAAAAGAAAUCCUGCCUCCUGAUUAUUCAAAAGCAACUACAAUUGCACUUACUUGUCUCCAUGAGAUAGAAAGAUCGCCAAAUAAGGAAGAAAAUGGUACAAAUGUUUCGCCAUUAAACUCUUACGAUAAUACACUGGAAACAACUUUCACAGUAGAUGACAAUAUAAAAGAAAAUGAAAUCAGUACUAAUAUAUGGAAGGAAGAUUAUACAGAAGAAAUAUCAACAUCUCCACAAUAUAUCACAAAUGACCCUUCUUUCAAUAACGAUGAAAGCUAUGUAACUAAUGAUUUAAGACAUUGGUACAACGACAGAAAACUUUCUGACAGCAAUGCUAGUAAUGAGAUUGAGCGAUGUCAAAAAGUCCUCUUGUCUGUCCCUGCGGUGAAGCAGUUAGUGGAUCCUGUAGAAUGUAAAGAAAUGCCUGAAAACCUUCUGAACAGUAUUAAAACUACUAUUCUAGACAAUGCUUAUAAAAAUGAAAAUACUGCAUCAUCUCUGGACACAAAAACACCUACCAUGAACCAAGAGGACAACUUUGGAAGUAAAAUGUGGUCAAAGGAUUAUGUUCAUACUGAUGCUACAAAAACACUAGAUCACUGUUUAACAACGAAUACUGCUAUUGAUUCUGUUGGUGCGGAAAUGUGGGAUGAUUAUGUUCCUAAUGACACCCAGCCAGUUUCAGAAUCCGAUACAAGAGACACUUUCUAUGUAAAACAAAUACCUGUCUACCUCCCAAACGAUCCAACAAACAAGAACAACAAUGAGGAAAACGGAGACCAUGUUGGAUAAUUAUAUUCUUUAUUCUGGAGCAAUGGACGAGAAUCUCUAGUCAGAAUUUUUAAAUGCCUGCUUAUUUUCCUUACAUCUUUUUGUUUUCAUUUUGCUAUUUGCUAGUCAAAACAAGGUUUCUACACUUCAGAGAUUAUACAGCAUCCUGGCAAGCUUGAACAAAAUGCAAUAAUAGUUGGUGAAGAUACAUCCAUGUUUUAUUUUAAGUACAGAUAUCUCUAAAUCAUUUAUUGGAAUUCUUUUACGUAAGCGACAUUCUAUGGACAGUUUCAUGAUUGACAUGUGUGUGUGAGAGAGAGUGUGUGUGUGAGGGUGUUUGUGUGUGUGCAGUAAUUACUUAAAUACUUUUAUAAGUAAGCAUUCUUUUUAUGAAGAAAAAAGUGUGACAUUCUUGUAUAUGAACUUAAUGAUCUUUGAUUUCUUUCAUUAUCCUGUUUCAAAAGAUUGUUUAAGGUUGCAUUUUAAUUUGCAUCAUAUCACUCAUUCAUAUUGAAAAUGUUUUAAAUUUUUAAAACAUCGGGUGCAUUUUGGCAAAGAAAAAUAUAUUAUAAUUUU